AUGUAUCAAGACAACAUCAAUCUCUGUAUCGUCUUGCUUGUCACACUCAUCUUCAUUACUACUAUCUCGGCACGUCGAUAUGUCCGAGUCCUCGCUUUAGAAUCGUUUAAUCGAAAGGAAAUUUAUUCCACACCGACGGCAAAAAAGAUCCACGGUCGAGAAAAUCACCUUACACCACUCAAAUCCAGAAGCUCGCAAAACGAAUCACUACAGCAAACAUUUGGAAUUCAAAAUGCUUUUACAAGUGCAGAAGAAGGAUACGUUAAGGAGUUCGUUAAGAUGUCGAGGGGUCUUGUCAACAUCUCGAGUGACAGCUGGGAUAUCAUUGCUUCAACGACUCAAGACGCCGUGGAGCGAUGGAAAAGCGAUGUCCAAGGUGCUUGUGAAUCUCGAUUUGAAGUUGAACUCGUACCUAUAGUGCAGUCAUUGACAUUGAACGCUGUUCUAACGGCACUUUUCUUCCUCAAGAAAGAAGCUGCCACCAAGGGUGUCCCAUUCAAAGCCCUUACUAAGCUGGCUAAGGCUAUUAAUGACUCGUGGAUUAUGUCAAAACAAAAGGACACCCUCAUAGCAUUUGAACAUAAUGAUCAAUUACGAACAGCUCUCAUUGAGGUAUUGCCAGAUGAGAAUAUCUCGAAUCCGCGCGAGAACCCGUUAAACUUGAUAUUGCCUGGUUUCGAAACUAUGUGGCGAAUCGUCUUACGAUGCUUUCUUGAGGUCGCGUAUAAAACAGGUAAAGCGCAUUCCAACUGGAAAGAAGCGCUUGUGAAUUACUCUGAAAAGCCUACGGCAGAGCAAUUCAAACGAGUCUUUUUACCGGACCGGGUAUCUGCAAACAGUCUGGUCAAAGAAGCACUUCGUCUUUACCCACCAACGAAACGGAUACAUAGAGCCUGGAGGGAAGCAAGUUCCCCUAAACCGAAGGAGGUCGCCGGGGAUAUUGAAGCUUGCCAUCUGUCGACGAGCAUCUGGGGACUAACAGCUGGACAAUUUGACCCUUCACGCUGGGAAAAAGUGACAAGGGAGCAAGAAGAAGCAUUUUUACCUUUUGGUUCUAAACCAUUCGAAUGCCCGGCGAAACCACUGUUUGGACCACGGCUAGUAGGUUUACUGGUUGGAACUUUACUGAGUGCAUUUUCACAUGACUUGACGUUGGUUUCAGUAUAUGGAGAUACGGUAGAAUUCGGAACGAAGAGACUCAACAACGAGAGGAGCGGAUGCUAUGAUUUGUAUCUAGAACUGGUUCGUAAUUAA
Talaromyces stipitatus ATCC 10500 is the source of this 1254-nucleotide messenger RNA. RefSeq lists its product as uncharacterized. Bases 1 to 1254 code for a protein of 417 amino acids. Lineage: Eukaryota; Fungi; Ascomycota; Eurotiomycetes; Eurotiales; Trichocomaceae. Gene Ontology annotation, molecular function: heme binding; monooxygenase activity; oxidoreductase activity, acting on paired donors, with incorporation or reduction of molecular oxygen. The record is from RefSeq and is a predicted model, not a curated record. The transcript has 2 exons.